Zophobas morio is the source of this 1771-nucleotide messenger RNA. Its product is annotated as xaa-Pro dipeptidase. The record is from RefSeq and is a predicted model, not a curated record. NCBI's taxonomy places the organism in Eukaryota, Metazoa, Arthropoda, Insecta, Coleoptera, Tenebrionidae. The coding region runs from base 99 to 1568 and encodes 489 amino acids. The transcript has 10 exons. Gene Ontology annotation, molecular function: manganese ion binding; metalloaminopeptidase activity.
UUGGUUAUCUGCCACAAUUAAAUCAAGUUGUGGCGCUUGGGUUAACAGUGUACUACUUUAUCUUUUUAUAUACAUAUACUUCGAUCUCUUUUGCGCCCAUGGACGCGGUAAAUAGUGAUAAACUAUGGAUGGGUCCAGGAACCUUGGAAAUACCUUUGGAACUAUUUGCUCUGAAUCGACGUCGACUAGUAGAACGUCUACGUCCAAAAUCGUCUGGAAACGCUAUUGUUGUUCUUCAAGGAGGCGAUGAAGUUCCUUUCUAUGAUACAGACACCACCUACAACGUUUUUCGGCAAGAGUCGUAUUUUAUGUGGGCUUUUGGAGCUAUUGAACCUGGAUGCUUUGGUGCGAUUGAAGUCAACACGGGCGAAACCCAUCUUUUUGUACCACGUUUUCCUCCAAGCUAUGCCAUAUGGAUGGGACCGUUGCAUUCACUUGAAUACUUUGGCAAAAAGUAUAACAUUCCGCAUGUACAUUACAGUGAUGAGAUUGCAUCGGUUCUUGAGAAAUUAAAUCCCACAGUACUGCUCACAUUGAAUGGGGUUAAUUCUGAUAGUGGGUUAACGGCAAAAGAGGCUACAUUUGAUGGUAUUGAGAAGUUUGUAGUGGAUAAUACUUUGCUAUUCAAUGAAAUAGCGGACCUACGUGUUUUUAAAACACGCUUCGAGAUUGCUGUUAUGAAGUACGUCGUGGAAGUGUCGUCUGCUGCUCACCGCAAAGUGAUGCGAUUUGCCCAGCCCGGAAAAAGCGAAUAUCAGUGUGAAUCCGAGUUUCUUCAUCAUUGUUAUUCAGUUGGAGGUUGCAGAUUUGUUUCGUAUACAUGUAUUUGUGCUUCUCAUACUAACGCAGCGACUUUGCACUACGGACAUGCAGCCGUACCUAAUGAUCGCUUCAUAAAUGACGGAGAAUUAUGUCUUUUUGAUAUGGGUGCUAAUUACUUUGGUUACGCUGCGGAUAUCACUUGCACUUUUCCUGUAUCUGGAAAGUUUACUCCGGAUCAAAAACUGAUUUACGAAGCAGUUUUGACAUCAAAUUUGGCGGUUUUCAGGGCAGCGAAACCAGGAGUUAGUUGGGGAGAUAUGCACCUGUUGGCAAAUCGAACCCUAGUUGAGGAGUUGAAAAAAGGCGGACUCUUGAAAGGUGAUGUUGAUGCUAUGAUUAAGGCUGGUAUGGGUGCCAUUUUCCAACCGCAUGGAUUGGGACAUCUAUUGGGUUUAGAUGUCCACGAUGUAGGUGGCUACAUAAGUGGGCAACCUGUAAGACUACAAGCACCACGAGGACUGGAAAAGUUAAGAACCAAUAGAAUUCUAGGCGAAGGCAUGAUAUUAACCAUUGAGCCAGGAUGUUAUUUUAUCGACAUUUUGUUGGAUGAGGCCUUGGAAGAUCCGGAAUUGUCAAAGUUUUUGGUACCGGAUGUUAUUGAGAGAUUCCGCGGUACUGGAGGUGUUAGAAUUGAAGACGAUGUGCUUAUAACAACGGAAGGCGUAGUUAAUUUGACAAAAGUUCCAAGAACAAUUAAAGAGAUUGAGGACUGGAUUGCUGGCAAAGAUAACGACAAAUAUAAUUAAUCUUAAAAUGUUAUCCUGAUAUCACACUGUCAAAUAUGUUUGAUCAAACUUGGGGGAAGACAAUAAAAUCGGAGUCUAAUCCAUUCCUACUUCUGACACCUGACAAUGUAAUGUACAUCUCGGAUGAAACUAGUUUGACCUGUGAUAUACACUGUCUAAUCAUAUUAUAUCUGCAUAUUUUCAAUAUACAUAACUGACGAGCA